Vombatus ursinus (common wombat) is the source of this 738-nucleotide messenger RNA. RefSeq names its product deleted in malignant brain tumors 1 protein. The transcript has 4 exons. The coding region runs from base 1 to 738 and encodes 245 amino acids. The record is from RefSeq and is a predicted model, not a curated record. Gene Ontology annotation, cellular component: membrane. Lineage: Eukaryota; Metazoa; Chordata; Mammalia; Diprotodontia; Vombatidae.
AUGAGCUUUAUCACAGGGACUCUGGCCCAUCUACCCCAGCUGCUCAGGGGCCCGGUUUGCCUUUUUAUGUGGUUCUUGGCUAUGUUCCAGCCAGGCAAGAUUUUAACUUCAUCAGAAAGUCAGAACCUGGUGGGGUGGUGGGAUUCAUUCAGCCACGGCCCCUUCUACAGUCUCAUCACAUUGAGACCCCGGGAGAUGAGUCCUCUCCUUGGAAAGGGCAGGCUAGAAGGCUGCUAUUUCGAUUAUGUUGACAUCCUAGAUGGAUCACCAGGUGGCUCUCUGCUGCAGAGAAUUUGUGUUGGCUCCCCAAACACAAUUGUAUCACUUACAAACAAGAUGACAGUUAUAUUUACAAGUGAUUACAGUGUUCAAAAAAGAGGCUUUCAGGCUUGGUAUCAAACUUUUCCCAGAGAUGGCAGCUUGAGACUGGUAGCUUCCUCUAACAGAUGUGAAGGUCGGGUGGAGGUUUAUCAUUAUGGACAGUGGGGGACAAUUUGUGAUGACGACUGGGAUCUGCAGGAUGCACAAGUAGUAUGUAGACAACUUGGCUGUGGGGCAGCUAUUUCUGCCCCAGGAAAUGCCUAUUUUGGCCAAGGAUCUGGACCCAUUGCCCUAGAUGAUGUCCAGUGUACAGGGAAUGAAUAUCAACUCAGUGACUGUUCUCAUAGGGGUUGGUUCUCCCACAGUUGUGGUCACUAUGAAGAUGCCAGUGUCAUCUGCUUCAAUGUCAAAGAAUAA